Culex pipiens pallens (northern house mosquito) is the source of this 2670-nucleotide messenger RNA. RefSeq lists its product as uncharacterized. The record is from RefSeq and is a predicted model, not a curated record. Bases 1 to 2670 code for a protein of 889 amino acids. The transcript is spliced from 2 exons. Lineage: Eukaryota; Metazoa; Arthropoda; Insecta; Diptera; Culicidae.
AUGACAACCAAGGCGGAUAAAAAGCUGGCUGAUCUGCUGCAAAAGCGAGAGCGACUUGUGGCUACACGAGAGUUGGUUGAGAAAUUUGUGGCUGCAUACGAUCACGAAAAGCAUGUUAUCCAAAUACCGGUGCGACUAGAGACGUUGAACAGGACCUACAAGGAAUUCCUUUCCGUGCAGUCGGAAAUCGAGCAGCUGGACAAACCGGAAUCCUUCAAAGCACAUCUAGCGGUGCGGUGCGAAUUCGAGGAUGCUUUUUGUGAAGCCAAAGGUUUCCUGCUCUCCAAGGCGGAUCACCACACAGCGCAUGCGGAUACUUCGUUGAACUCCAGCUUUACUCAUUCACAAGGACCGUCAACAUUCCAUCACAGGCUGCCCAAGAUUGAUCUACCCAAGUUCAACGGAGACGAAUCAAGAUGGAUUUCAUUCCGAGACAACUUUGUUUCCAUGAUUCACAUCAACGAGGACAUUCCCGUAGUCAACAAGCUACAAUACCUGCUACAAUCGUUAGAGGAUCCCGCCAGAAAACAAUUCGAAACUGUUGAGAUUCAAGCAGAUAAGUACGCGCCGACCUGGGAGGAACUCUUAAAGAAGUACGACAACAAACGCUCGCUGAGAAAAACCCUAUUCCGAAGACUGUACGAGUUGCCAUCAAUGGAAGGUGAAUCAGCACAAGAUUUGAACACGUUGGUUGACGACUUCCAGCGACAUGUCAAAGCCCUGGAGAAGCUUGGAGAGCCGAUCAACCAGUGGGAUACACCGCUCGUAUUUAUUCUCAGCGACAAACUGGAUUACGCUACCCUACGUGCUUGGGAACAGGACUCGAGCAAGAAGGAGGUGGUGACCUACGAGGAGUUGAUAGAGUUCCUGAACAACCACGUUCGCAUGCUGAAGUCCUUCGCAAGUGACUUGCAGCACCGUCAAAGCGGCAAUGUCAAGGUGGCCGGCGCUAGUCAGAAGAAAUCCCAAUCAGUUAAGUUCAUCGCGAACGCAGCCACAUCGGAAACAAGGACGUACACACCGCAGUGUCCGUCAUGCUCGAAGCAACACCUGUUAUACGAAUGUCCAGCAUUUACUAAGCUUGCAGUGAUCCAGCGUCGCGAGCUGGUCACCCAACGAAGCCUGUGCUGGAAUUGCUUCCGCCAAAAUCACCAAGCGCGUGCCUGCAGAUCGAAGUUCUCCUGCAGGAUAUGCCAAGCGAAGCACCAUACGCUGCUGCACGACCCAGGUGCAUCGGACCACACUCAAGACGCUGCUGUGGCUUCCAAUUCCACAGCUCCUCAACACAACCUGCCUACAACCAUUGGAACCUUUGGAUUAGCAAAUUCCUCUGAAACCAGCCUUCCAAUUGUAGCGAAGCAAGAUACGGUUCUUUUGGAAACAGUAAACCUUCUCAUCACCGAUAACCACGGGAGAGAACUCCUAGUCAGAGCGCUUCUAGAUUCGGCAUCGAUGUCCAACUUCGUCUCGAACAACCUGGCGGACUUGCUCAACAUUCGCAGAAAGAACGUGGAUGUCGCCGUAGCUGGACUAGGAGAAUCUGCCAAGAAGAUCGACCAACAAAUCACCACCACAGUCAAGUCGCUAACAAGCCAAUUCUCCACCACCCUCGAUUUCUUGAUCAUGAAACCGCCCAUGGUCAAUCUCCCAAGAAGUGCAGUAGACAUCACUCAUUGGAACAUGCCCGAUGUCCGACUAGCCGAUCCUCACUUCCACAGGCCAGGAGCGAUCGACAUCCUGAUUGGUGGUGAAUUCUACCAUGAACUUCACACCGGACAACGCAAGCCAAUCGGUGACGGACUUCCGUUACUUGUCGAAACUCAUUUCGGAUGGACAGUAACUGGCAAGAUUCCCACCAAGUCCGACGGAGCGUCCACGUUGUGCUGCUUCUCCACCACCACUCGAGCUUUACUAGUAGCUCCUCAACCCAUUUUGAAGCUCGAAGCUGCCGAACCAAAUGCAAGCCAUCUUAACAAACAAAGUUCCUCCACUCCCACUCAAACUCACAACGGAAGAUACGUCGCAUUUCUUCCUCGGUCGAAAAAUCCGCAAGUCACCCACGGCAACUCCCGCGAGAGUGCCGCGCAUCGCGUUUCUACCCACGCAAGCCGCCGUAAAGAAGUCCCAUCUACGAAACCCGCCAAGAAAGCUCGCCUCAGCCACAUGCGUAAGGACAACAAUACCAAGCCCCACUGUUGUUUCGGAUACCCGCUAGCCAGCUCGUUCAUGCAAGCAGAUCUACGAUCGUGCUUCGGUCAAACAUCUCCAGCCGUCAACGGUGCAGGAAACGAGAUGAUCGAACGGCAGACCGAAAUGCAGCUGACCGACAAAUCGCCAAAGCGCACAUGCCGUGCCGUUCCGUCAAAUUCGCUCACGUUCUUCAAUCAACCACACCUCCGCAAGUUGGCCGAAGCUGAAAGCUGUCCGGUGCCAAGGCAGAAGAAGUUCUACAAGCAGCACGUCUACAAAGGAGAAGUAUCAACCGCAGGAGAAGGCUUGCAGAAAGCCGAAUUUGCAGAAUCUUCAAAGAUCGGUCGAGCUGUCCGAAACAUGCUCAAUGCGAAAUUGGAAUGUGAACAGAUGAUGCACGCGAGUCAAGCCAACCACCACCAAGAACUGCAGAAACUCCAAAGACCGGUAGAGCACUCCGAAACUGCUCGAUGCGCAUAA